AUGGUCGAUAUUCUCUUAAGGCUUCAUGUGAAGACAAUCAUCCAUUGCAAUUUUGUAUGCAAGAAGUGGUUGUAUCUCGUUUCUAACUCUUACUUUGCCAAUCUUCACCUGUCUAGAUCACUUACAAGCCUCAUGAGCAUGUUGAAGUGGGUGGAGAUCAAGGAAGAAUGUGGCAACCCGAAACUUUCACCUGACUCUGAAAUACACACAUUGGGCUUAGUCGAUGGUUUGCUCUGCCUGUGGCAGGUUGGCCAUAGUAUCAUUUACAUAUGCAAUCCAAUCACUAGAGAAUAUAUCAUCUUCCCUAGGAAACAUUACUAUAGACAAGGUUUAAAAGAUGGAACUAUUUUGAUGGCGUCCUAUAAAGACAAAGUAUUUGCUUACUGUCCUCAUAGGAAAACAAUUGUAGACAUGGAAAUAUUUGACCGCUACUUCAACGGAUUGCCUUAUCGUCCUAGUUUUCAUAGACUACACAACUUUGAAAAUGAAAGAGUUCGUUUCUUUUAA
Messenger RNA from Lactuca sativa (garden lettuce), 507 nucleotides. The record is from RefSeq and is a predicted model, not a curated record. Lineage: Eukaryota; Viridiplantae; Streptophyta; Magnoliopsida; Asterales; Asteraceae.